AUGCUUGCUUUUUCCUUCUUCAUGGCCAUCGUCCGCUCCCUCCCCCACGCCCCAAUCAACUCUUUCCCUCAAGGCCAUGUUUCUCCCGGCUGA
Colletotrichum abscissum is the source of this 93-nucleotide messenger RNA. RefSeq lists its product as uncharacterized. Bases 1 to 93 code for a protein of 30 amino acids. Lineage: Eukaryota; Fungi; Ascomycota; Sordariomycetes; Glomerellales; Glomerellaceae. The transcript has a single exon. The record is from RefSeq and is a predicted model, not a curated record.